AUGGCGUCGGUCACAUGUCGUGGCGAUCUUCACAUGGAUAAAUUGGGUCCCUUGAACAUCAUCACCAAAAUACAACCAACUGUCGAAAUCUCCGAGAGAUGCGUCGACUCAGGCUUGUCUCAGCCGUCUUCGCCUGAGAUGGACACUCCAAAAAUCAAGAGGAUCGACCCGCCUAGUUACAGUCCAGAGUCACCCACGCACGCGGGGCCUCGUGCUUCCUCUGUGGCCAACUCGGCUCAGCAUUCUCGGUCUGCAUCUCGCAGCACGGCAAGGUCAAGACCGCCGAGUCGACAUAGUUCAUUUCAUUCGACCAGACGGCCGGUUGUCACGGCUAGUAUCGUCCCCGUUCCACCGCCAAGGACUACCGCGCAUGAGAGAAGAGAGUCGCUGUUGGCUUUACACCGAGAGUCAUGCCGUCUCUUCGAGGAGCAAGAAUCGGCAGAUAAUAUACGACCUACUCUGCAGCGGGCCCUCUCAACGACCUACCGCACCAGACGAGAGAGUCACACUUCAUCCGAUAUAGGCUAUUCAGCACCGCCCUCCCCGAUCGCUUCAUCCCAAUCUAGUCGUCGGGACUACGAAUACCGCGAGUCACUAGGCUCAGCCGCUGCGUCUCCUCCAUUUUACCUAAGAGACCGCUCCAACACCCUUCCCAGCGGCACUUCCAUGAUGGAGUGGACAUCAGACACCACCCGGCGACGCGAGUACGAGAAGAUUGACCGCUCUACCCGUGGUGUCCGGGGACUCUGGCGCCGGGUCGCCCCACGCUGGUGCCACCGCGACUCGCGAGUGCCGUUCUUCGAGGAAGGGAAGACAGGUCGCGAAGGCAGCGUCCGUCGGUUCAGAAUGGACUUGCCAGACGAGGAAUCCAAGUCAGAGCGAGAUCAAUCCCAAGCACAGUUCCUUGAUCUCCACAAGAACUCAGACGGAUAUGCACUUCGACGCUGGGCAUAUCGUCGAUCGAAAAACUACUCCCAACUAGCACUCUCUCCAUCUAUACAUCGCAAUCUAAAAAUGACACCAUCAUCCGACAUCAGACACGACUAA
Penicillium maclennaniae is the source of this 1047-nucleotide messenger RNA. RefSeq lists its product as uncharacterized. Lineage: Eukaryota; Fungi; Ascomycota; Eurotiomycetes; Eurotiales; Aspergillaceae. The transcript has 2 exons. The record is from RefSeq and is a predicted model, not a curated record. Bases 1 to 1047 code for a protein of 348 amino acids.